Molecule: messenger RNA, 6351 nt
Organism: Patella vulgata (common limpet)
Lineage: Eukaryota; Metazoa; Mollusca; Gastropoda; Patellidae
Product: neuroglian
Exons: 22
Coding region: 147-4178 (1343 amino acids)
Biological process (GO): cell-cell adhesion
Molecular function (GO): protein binding
Source: RefSeq, a predicted model, not a curated record
CGCAGGAAUUGAACUAUUCUUAAAUUUGCAUUUUACCCAGGUAUUUGUAUUUACGCCAUUUUACCUGUGUUGACCUAAAUUUGAAAGAAAUGCAAAUGGCGGACUAAAGUUAAUGGGCGAAUAGAAAAUUAAAAACAGUUUUGACCAUGGCAUUUAGAACAAUAUGGGCCUUUUUGUGGGCAAUUUGUAUAAAUGAAAUAGCCGCAAUAACACGUCCCCCUGGUAUGUUUAUACAGCCAAGCUAUGAUGUUUAUUAUAAAGCUGGUGAAACAGUACAGAUGCCAUGUGUAGCUGAUGGAGAGCCUCAACCCAAGUAUACAUGGACAAGAAAUGAAAUAGAUUUUAACCCAAGUGGUAAUGAUGAUCGUAUGGUGCAGUUACCCAAUGUAGGUACAAUAGUAAUCAACAGACCAGAAGAUAAAGAUGAAGCCUUAUAUCAAUGUUUCGCUGAUAAUGGCUAUGGUAUAUCGGCAACAAUUAAUAUUAAUUUAAGGAUAGCCAAAUUGGAUGACUUUGCUACUGAUGACCCUAUUAUACAUUCACCAAACCUUGGUGAUCCUUUGACGCUGGAUUGUGUUUUGCCUGACAGUGUUCCAAGUCCCCAAUUUUACUGGGCAAUAAACAUUAAAGGCAAUAAUUUAGCCAUCAAUUAUGAUGCUCGUAUUACCCUUGAUCAUGAAGCUCGUCUACGAAUAACUAAUGUAAAGGCCGAGGACAGACAAGAGGGUCGUGCUUAUGCAUGUAUUGCUUUAAAUCAAGAUGUACGAAAAGUUGUGUCUGGGGUUCCAAAUUUUAUCCAACCCAGAGGAACUGUGGAAACAUUACAUACUGUAACCUAUAUGUGGGCGUCCCCCUCUGAUCAUUACGGUCUUCGUGGUGAUGAGUUUAAACUAAAGUGUAUUUUCUCUGGAAAUCCUACCCCUGAUGUACAUUGGACAAGAACCAAAGGUGGGGCUAUGCCAGAAGGAAUUAAGAUAACUAGUUUUGGUCAAGAAUUGGUUUUUCCUAGGCUGGCGGAUAGCGAUGCUGGAGAAUAUGAAUGUUGGGCUCUCAAUACACAAAGUGCUCAACGGGCACAGAGUUCAUUUUCUAUACGUGUUGAAUCAAGACCAUACUGGACAGAUAAUGGUCCAGACGAUGUAGAAGUUGGCAUUGGUGGUUCUGCAACUUUUGUAUGUAAGGCUCAGAGUAAUCCAGAUUCAAAAACAAAAUGGUUUGUUAAUGGUGUUCCUUUUGCAAAGGCAACAGACCCCCGAAUAACGAAUGGUAGAUUUAAAGUUUUGGCAACUGAUACUGUGCAGAUGGUUAAUGUGACGCGUGAUGAUGCUAUGGUUAUCCAGUGUAACGUGUCAAAUAAGCACGGAUAUAUCUGGGGUGAUUCCUACCUAAAUGUGCUGUCUGAGUCACCAACUAUAAUUCGACCACCUGAAGCUAAUCAAGUUACAGCAGAAGGUUUAUCUGUGAAUAUAUCUUGUCUUACUACUGGUAAACCUGAUCCACAGAUUACUUGGUUUAUAGAAGGUCAGCAGAUAACAGGAGGUCGUUAUAUAACUCAGCUAAACGGAGAUUUAUUAAUUCAGAAUGUUGUGUUAUCGGAUGCGGGUAAUUACUUGUGUUUAGCUGAGAAUCGCUACGGAAAAAACAAUGCAACUGGAAGAUUAACCGUUCGGCGAAAAACAUUGAUUGAGCAAGAGCCCUUGGAUCUUGAGGUUAUUGCUGGAAAUGAUGCAAAGUUUACAUGUUCUGGCACAACUGACCCUGAAGAAGUUCAUAAUUUGGAGAUUCUUUGGGAAAAAGACAACAAACCUAUCACCCCAAAUGACCAAAGAAUGACAACCAAUAAUCAAGAUAAUUCCUUGACCAUAAGUGGAACCAUUACAAGAGAUUCUGGAACAUAUACUUGCAUAGCAACCAAUGGUCUUGACAAUGCAAGAAAGGCAGCCAUGUUGACUGUCAAAGAUCGUCCAGACGCUCCUACUAAUGUACGUGUAGAGAGAUGUGAUAGCAAUGCUACAAUCAGAUUUACACCAGGAAGUUACAACAACGCUCCUAUACAGUACUUUGUUAUCCAGUACAAUACAUCUUUUAAUCAGGACCAGUGGAACUUCGGUGUUAAAUCAGAUUCUACUCAGACUCAAGUAACGUUGCCACUAUCGCCAUAUGCUAACUUCACAUACAGAGUUAUAGCAUAUAACAAGAUCGGAGAAAGUGACCCUAGUUUCCCAUCAGAAAGUGGUUGUAGGACAAACCCAGCUCUUCCUAGUAAAAAUCCGGAAAAUCUACGUACAAUCGGCUACAAGAGAAAUUAUCUUUACAUGGAGUGGACACCAAUGCCAAGAAUUCAACAAAAUGGGCCAGGAUUUCAGUAUGUGUUACAGAUAAAAAAACGCGGUGAUCCCGAUCAGAACACAAAUUCUAUCACUAUUGAUGAUUGGAGGAUGGAUCGUUAUGAGAUGUCUACUGGUGACAUCUAUCAACCAUACGAAAUAACACUUAAAGCCAGAAACGGCCAAGGUGAAGCUGGUGGCGCCAAGACAAUUAUUGGAUUUUCAGGAGAAGAUUAUCCAACUGUUAUUCCUACUAAUUUAGCAACUGAGAUGAUCAACAUAACAUCUGCUACCCUAUCGUGGAAUUUUGAUAUGAAUACGGUUGAUCAAAUAGAUACACCACUUAGAGGAGAAUUUAAAGGUUUUAAGAUUCAGUAUUGGGAACAACAAAACAAAGCCUAUACUGUCAGAGAAUAUGAUAUAUCUGCUGCUGAGGCCAAGAAAUAUGCUCAAGGAAAUAAAGUCAUCGCUGUAAUUAAAAAUCUUUUGCCAUAUAUAUAUAUUGAAGCUCGGGUGUCUGUGAUGAAUAAUUUCUUUGUUAGUCGACCAACUGAUGUAAUACGAUUCCAGACUUUACCUGGAGUACCCGGUCCAGUAGAAAGAUUUUUAGCCCGAAGUAUUGGUAACAAUCAUUUUAACCUGGAAUGGUUGGAACCAUUGGAUAAGAAUGGACAAAUUAUAGGAUAUGACAUUGGAUACCAGACUGUAAAUGGGUUAGAUUUAGGCAAAAUGCAAGAUCGAGAACCACAGAUUCGAGAUUCUUACCAGACUAGUGCAAUGUUGAGUGGGCUUCUAUCAGAAACUAAGUACAGAGUUUAUAUCUGGGCGAGAACAGCUCAAGGCCGUGGAGACAGUUAUUUUAUAGAACUUGUUACUACUGAGCCAGGCAGUCCUCAAGCACCACGAUAUACAAUAGCAUCAGUAGGAGAACAUCAUAUCAAUAUUACCUGGUGGUUAAACCCAUAUGUUAAAUCAGGAACUGUUAUAUUUGUGGAAUAUAGAAAAUUAGAUGCCCCUGAAUGGUUAAAAUCAACUGAUGAAGUUAUUAAUAGAUGGAAGAAUAUCACCAAUCUUGAAGCUGGUACAACUUAUGAAGUACGUGUGGUAGCCACGAACGGAGCACAGAGAUCUGAAUCUAGUACUGAAGAAGUUACAACCGUAGGCGUAGCUGCGGCCACUGCCCUUAUAGCUAAUAUUGGUUGGUUUAUAGGCAUGUUAUUAGCUGUUAUCAUAGUAAUAGCUAUAGCAGUCGCCGUCUAUUGUAGUGUUAAAGCAGGCCUUGGCUUUAAACGUGUUGAAACGGAGGAUAAUCAUCAUCCUUCCAGUUACUCAGGUAAUACAUCAAGGCUACCUGGAAAAAUCCCUGAACCAAAAGGUUAUCAGAAUGAUUAUUAUAAUGAUAAAGACAGCUAUCAUGAUCGUGAUCAUGACAGCAUUAAUAAAGAUGAUCCACCACCCAGCUAUAGGGAUUAUGAUCGAAGGGACAGCUAUGAUGACAGGCGUGAUAGUUAUGGAGACAGACCAGUUAGUUACUCCAAAAGAGACAGCUAUGAUGAGCGACGAGACAGUUAUGGUGAUAGGGAUCACCACUAUGAAGAAUAUGACAGAGAAAGGGAUGGAUAUCGUGAUGAUCCUUAUGAUUAUCAACGUCAGAAUUCUGGAGCCUAUGACCCAGACUUUGAUACUCGUGAACCUUCCAAGUUUGACAACUAUGGUGCUCCAAGAAACAACUACGAUGAUCAAGUUGCUUAUAGCGACCGUUCCAGUCGUUAUUCGGAUCGCUAUGAUGACGUACCUCCCCCGAGACCUGCUUCAGGAGGUGCAGGUGGCGCAUCAUCGUCCUUUGUUUAAAUCUGAUGUUCAAGUGGACAUAAAUAAAUUAUAUCGAAAAAUGAACUGAACUCAAAGUUUGCAAAAGCGAAUUUAUUUCAAAUUUCUUGAAGAUCAGUCCACUAUUUUUGUGAGUUAAGAUUAAUUGAUUUAUUUCUAAACUUGACCAUUGAGAAUUUAUUUAUGAUCUAUUAUCAUUGGAUGCAAACAUAGAAUUCUGGGUAUUUCUCCCGAUUAAUUGCUAUAGUAACAUGUACAUUAUAAAAAAAAUAUAGAAUUACAAAGUGGUUGCCUUAUUAUAGACCUUUUUUUAAAGCCAUGGUUCUGAAUUAUUUUCUCAGACAAAUGAAUCAUUAGUUUUGUUGUGUGAUCAAACAUAGUCUACAUUUCAAAUAUAAAUGUACUGAUAAAAUAGUUUAGUUGCGUUCUCAAUAUUUUAUUUUCAUGUGAUUAAGUUUAUCAUAUGCAUUGUUUUAUUUUAGUUUUAUCGAUUAUUGAAAAGGAGUACUCCUCGAAAUUUCAAAGAGCAAUGUAAAACUAACUUAUUGCUAGGAAAAUUAUUUGUAAAUAGGGUAGAAGAUCUUUUGAUCAGCAACUAUAAAGAAAAGAUAUUAUAUUAAAUGUGCCAUUGUUGAAGUCUUAUCAAUCAAUCUCUUGAGCACUGGCAAACAAGGAAACACAAGACUGUUGUGUGGUAAAUUAGGAAUCAACGGAAUAGAAAUGAUCUUCACCCAUUAAUGGAGCUGAAACAUGUUAAUUGUUUUUCAUUACAUCACAACAUAUUUGGGACAGCCAGAACUUUCAUUUAGUUGGUUCUUAUUUUUGCCAAUUCAAAACAUCAGAACAUCAAGUAUCCCAAUGUCUUAUUGAUGUUAAAUGAUAAACUACACAAAUGAGUUCAUUGAUGAGAAUUUUAUUUUUAAUGAUGAAUUUAACAGAUUUUACAUAUUUUUGUGUUAAUUAGUGCUUUUUAUUGCUUAACAAAUAAUUAUUUUUUUAAUAAAGUCGAGGUUCCACUAAUGUUUUCAGACCUUUCCAUUCAAAACAUUCUGAAUCUCCAAUCAGGUCUUGAAUUUUAAACAUUUAUAUUCCUGUUAAAUCAAUUCUUUUACCAAAUGUUAUAGUGUAACAUAUAGUAGAACUAUGUAAAGAAAAUUGUGAUUCAAUAAGUAUACCUUAGGUUUGAAUGGACUUCUUUGAUUUUCGACUUUGUUUUAUUGUUUUGCUACAUUUUAACAAUUUAUAUAUGUCUGGCAAUUCAAGUUAUAUUGAUUGAGAAGUGUUGCUGUUUUAUUUAAUAACAAGAUGAAAUUUGUAGACAUACUAAAUUUUGUUUACUAUGAUGUUAUGAUAAUUUAAUAGUAUUAGACUUGUGUACCAUUAAUUAAGUUGAAAUAACAUAUGUCUUGCAUUCAGUAAAAGUGAAUUGGACCUUGUCAUUGUGAAUCAAACCUUGGUUAAGUUUGUAUUAUUUACAAAAAUUCACACAUUUGUAAAUCUUGGUGUCUGAAGAUGAAUGUUGCUAACCAAACAAUCUGCUUAAUGUGAACCUGAUCACUCCAAAAGUACAAUUCAACUUUUAAUUUUGACCUAAAUCAAAGAGGUCUGAAGCCCUCAGGAGUAUUAAAUUUACACAUUGUAUAUAUUCUAUAAUAUCAUGUAUAUCAUAACAUUCCUUGCCUAUAGAUUGUUUAUACCUGUAUUUUUUAUAUUUACUGCUUAUAUAAUAACAUAAUCAUUUUAUUUUAUUUUUUUUUUAAAUAUUACAUAACAACAGGGGAAACCAAAUGCAAAGCAUAAUGUUUCUGUACAAUUAUCAAAAAUUUCAUUUCAGUUUCAAUAGAAAUAAAAAUGAAAUUCUGAACGCAGAUAAAUUGUUUCGUUUUCAUGAUGGAUAUAUCAUGCAAGAAAUCAUUGUUAAAUUGGUUACACAUUAUAUUUUAUUAAAAAAAUAAACAUUUAAGACCAAGCCGAUUUAUUUAAUUUGUUAUCUUUGAGGUAAAAGAGGUUUAAAUUACUCAAUGUUUAAUAUGAGUUAGGUUUACAUCACCUGAAAUUAUUGAAAAUCAUUUGUAAAUAAUCCCAUUAUAAUCAGAAUUACUAUAUAGUACAUUCCAUUAAAAUACUAUUUUAAAUUGGUAUUGUGAAAAUUAGAUUUUUUUUUUAAUCGAAUAAAUCAUUUUUCUAACAAAUA